Messenger RNA from Chenopodium quinoa (quinoa), 994 nucleotides. RefSeq names its product jasmonate-induced protein homolog. NCBI's taxonomy places the organism in Eukaryota, Viridiplantae, Streptophyta, Magnoliopsida, Caryophyllales, Amaranthaceae. Bases 156 to 737 code for a protein of 193 amino acids. The transcript is spliced from 2 exons. The record is from RefSeq and is a predicted model, not a curated record.
GUACUAUCAUCGAAAACUAGUAGUGAUAUAAGGUAAGAAUUGUAUAUAAAUAGGCGCGAAUGGUUGGCCAAUAUACUGGUAUAGUGUAAAACACAAAUAAACUUCUUUAGUAUACAUAUAAUCUAAGGUUCAAAUAUCCGAUCAAGCAGGGAAAAAUGGCCUCAGCACAAGAAGCAAUUGUUAUGAACGACGCAGAGAAAGCAGUCGUGGAGAAGAUGGUAGAGGUGGCUAAAAGCAUUGGCACGACUGAAAAGGAUAUGGCCGUUGAUGCUAAGAAUAUGCAACAAAAUAGCGCAGUUGUCGCCAUGACAAACUCCACCUUUGCAAGCAUUAAUUUCUCAAACUCUCAUAAUUGGUUUGGGCAAAUCACAGGUAGUUAUCCUGGAGUUAUUACUAAAGGGUCUCAUGCAACCUUUACCCAUAAGGCGGAUGCUAAGAAUGGCUCCAAGGGCGCGGUAGUGUAUAUGGGCACUAAUAAAGAAGGAAUGCCGUGUGGAUGGCUUUUGGCUUGGUAUGCACCCAUUGAUCCUUCCCCGUCGACUCGUAAUAAGGUGUAUGUUACCUGUGGCAAAGCUGCUAAUUUUGAUAAUGUGAAUUGGAAUCAAGUCCAAACUAAAUUGGAUGCAUCUGCUGAUCUUGUUAAUUACUAUGACUCAACUACUAAGACCGCCAUUCAUGCCAACAUCCAACCAGGCGCCAACUUCGCAUCAGUUGGGGCUAGCUUCGGAGCUGUUUAAGCACCACGAACAACUUAUAUGGACUUUGGAUGUGUCCUUCCUAUAUAUAAACUAGGAAUACAUCAUCUUAUAUUAAGUGCGAGUACAUUUUUAUGGGUCACUCAUAAUUAUACAUGCUCGCUAGCUAGUACGUUCUUAUCAUGGCUUGCAUGUUAAAUAUACUAAUAUUGUACUCUAAUAAAGGACCCAACUAGUAUUUAUCUAUAUUACUCUAUCUUACACACAGGUAUUUAUCUUACAUAUCCAUAUUUAUCUUA